This is a messenger RNA of Auanema sp. JU1783, 1998 nucleotides long. The record is from the annotation of a GenBank genome assembly. NCBI's taxonomy places the organism in Eukaryota, Metazoa, Nematoda, Chromadorea, Rhabditida, Rhabditidae.
AUGACCGAAGAAACUCAAUACCCAGAGUUGAGAGGGUUCUAUUACAUCCAUGAAGAAGUAGGACAUGGAGGUUUUGGUAAGGUGAAACUUGCCACACAUUUACUAACGGGUCAGAAAGUCGCUAUCAAAAUUAUUGAUAAGAAGGCUGUAGGGGAUGACUUACCCAGAGUUGCUACCGAAAUGGAUGCACUCAGGAAUCUUUCGCAUCAAAAUAUAUGCCGGUUAUACCAAUUUAUUGAGAAUUAUGAGAAGUUUUUCAUAGUUAUGGAGUUUUGUUCUGGAGGAGAAAUGUUUGAUUACAUUGUCCGGAAAGAGAGGCUAGAAGAAUCUGAAGCGAGACAUUUCUUCCGCCAACUUGUUCAAGCCAUGGCUUAUGUUCAUUCGCAGGGAUAUGCUCAUAGAGAUUUAAAACCUGAAAAUCUUCUGUUAACUGAAGAUCUUCAUUUAAAAGUUAUUGAUUUUGGCUUAUGUGCCAAGCCAGGAGUACUUAGUAAUCCUUUGUCAACUUGUUGUGGAUCUCCAGCUUAUGCUGCACCUGAAUUAAUAUCGGGUCGCGAUUAUCGUGGAGAUCGUGCGGAUAUAUGGUCUAUGGGAGUUCUUCUUUAUACUCUAGUUUGUGGAGCUCUACCUUUUGAGGAUGAUAAUAAUGCAAUACUGUUCAAAAAAAUUCAGACAGGCUCAUUCUACAUGCCGGAUUUCUUAUCAACUCAGAACCGUCAACUUUUGUCAGCAAUGUUGACUGUGGACCCUGAACGUCGCAUAACUAUGAAAGAACUUAUUAUGCACCCUUGGCUUAAUUACAAAUAUAGUCAUCCUGUCAAAUGGACUACAAUAUAUGAUAAAAAUAUUGUUGAUGAAGAUGUUGCAAGGGAAUUGGCCUAUCAUCAUGGAUUGUCGCUGGACCGUAUGAUGAAGAGAAUAAAAGAAUGGAAAUUUGAUUACUUAACUGCUUCUUACUAUUUACUACUUCAUAUGAAACGAAAAGGUGAAAAGUUCAACCUCCCACCACCUCAUUUCAAUUCAAAGGGAGAUCCAAAUAUUAUAGCAUCUCCCACUAUUCAUGCUUCCCUUGAUAAACAUUUGGACAGAUUAGAUAUCGAAGACAGUGAAAGCUCUGGAUUGUCUUCCGAAAGUGAUAGCUCUCGGGAGAUUCGUUUUGCUAGACCGUUAUCUCCUGACAGAGAUAAGAAAUCGUCAUAUGUUCAUGCUAUGUUGAAUAUGCCUUCUGUAUGCACAGGGAGAUCACCACAGCAGCGAUUGCCUUUCGAGUCUCCAAAUCCGGUAACGCCUGUGCGCCACAAAACUGUUGCUAGACCGCAAGCUAGCCUCGGAUUCGAGCCUGGGUAUGUAGAUCGGGAUAAGGAAAACCGUUCUGCUACUAUGCGAGUUCGGGGCCCAGUAAAAGUUAUGGAUGAUGGAACUCAGCGUCCUAAGAGUAUCUAUUCAACUCCUCAACGACCGGCUUUAAAAGCACUAUUCAGCCCUGGAAGCGGAUCGAGGCAGCGAGCAAAAUCUACGGAGCGCGCGAGAUCUGGCUCACCUUCUUCUGUUGGUAGCGGUUCAGGAUUGGAAUCAUUGGGAAGAACUCCUCGUAGCUCUUUGAAGACUCCUCGGCUUAGACAAAGAGUGUUCGCUUCUUUGGAAAGGAAGAAAGAUGCAGUUAUUAAUAUGCUGACACCCAGAAAAUUGAAAAGUGAUCCUCAAGUUCUUAAAUCGGCAAAGGGCAUGGUUAACGUUUCCAUGACAUCUUCUAAAGAUCCUGAUAGGGUUAAAGCCGAACUUAUUCAAGUUUUCGAACAACAAGAAAUUCAAUAUGAAUGCAAUGGCUGGAAAAUUUCUGGUCGUAAAAAGGAUAAAAACCACGAGAUGACCGUAGAGUUAGAAGUAGUGUUUGUUGAAUCGUUAGGAUCUAUAGGAAUAAGAAGAAAGCGUCUAGCUGGUGAUGCUUUCCUAUAUAAGAAAGUAUGUGAACAGAUUUUGAAAAUGGCUGGGUUAUAA